GCCCGCCCUCCCCCUUCCCUCCCCCCCGGCUUCUGGGUCGCUUGUCAUCCUCGUGGGGCGCUGGGGGGGCUGCAGCGGGCCCCCCGGGCCCGGGCGGCACUUCCGCAAACGUAACUGCGGCAGGAAAACAAAGGCGCUGCCGGAGGGGCCCCGCCCGGCGCCGGCAGCUGCGGGGGUGCGGGUGCGGGGACAGGGCCGGGCCCCCAGUGCAGGCCCUUCUCCUCCGCGCUCGCCUGGCUCCCUCGCGGUCAACACUCUCAGGGAAGGGGGAGCGAGAGUCUCCGGACAGAUCCAGUGACAGGCCGGGGACCGCCUCUGCGCCGGUAGGACUGACGGCGCCGGAUCCCGCAGAUCAACAGUCGAGAUUCUGAAGGUCAUAAACUUUCUGAUGGUGGUGGUAAGCCAUGGCGUCAGAUGAUAAAGUUGCCAUCUUAACUGACGAUGAAGAGGAACAGAAGAGAAAGUACGUGCUCGCUGACCCCUUUAAUGGUAUUUCCAGGGAACCAGAACCACCUUCCAAUGAAACGCCCACCUCCACAGAAACCGCUGCUCUUCCUGAGGAGGAAAUAGACUGGAUAGAGAAACAUUGUGUCAAAAUAAACAAUGAUCUUCUGAUAUCCAAGGUCUUCUAUUUUUUCUUCUACUCUGCGUACGGCUCUCUCUAUCCGCUCCUGCCGGUGUACUACAAGCAGCUGGGGAUGUCGCCCAGCCAGAGCGGACUGCUGGUGGGCAUCCGGUACUUCAUCGAGUUCUGCAGCGCCCCCUUCUGGGGUGUAGUUGCAGAUCGCUUUAAAAAAGGCAAAAUCGUCCUCCUCUUCUCUCUUUUGUGUUGGGUGUUAUUCAACCUGGGCAUCGGAUUUGUCAAGCCUGCUACCUUGAGAUGUGUACCAAAGAUCCCCCCAACAUCUCAUCCCACUAACUCCAGUCACCUGCUGACCAUCCCGCCAACCAACUCUUCCCUUGCGGCGUCCCCACGAAUUCGGGAGAAGAGGGCCCUGCUCCCUUCCACCUGGCCAGUGAUGCGGGAAACGGAGCCCAAUGUCACAGAAACGGUCAUCUUUUCGACAGCUCUGAACAAGACCAGUGGGCCCACUCUGCAACCUCAGACAGAUGAAAUUACGGACCAUAUUACAGACUUGACCUUGAGUCCAAGCACAAUAACGCCUGGCUUCCUGGGAAACACAACCAGAGAGACAACCACCGCUGUUGUCACCACCACCAAAUCUUUACCGUCCAGUCAAGUCACUCUUGUUUACGAUCAGCAGGAAGUGGAGGCUAUAUUCCUGGUGAUCCUGGUCGUUGUCAUAAUCGGAGAAUUUUUCAGCGCCUCUUCGGUCACCAUCGUGGACACGGUAACGCUCCAGUACCUGGGCAAGCACAGAGACCGCUACGGGCUGCAGCGCAUGUGGGGCUCGCUGGGCUGGGGGCUGGCCAUGCUGUCUGUGGGCAUCGGGAUCGACUACACGCACACGGAGGUGCUCGUCGACGGGAAGGGGUGUAGACCCCCCGAGUCCCGGAACUACCAGGUCGUCUUCAUCGUCUUUGGGGUUCUCAUGACCGUGGCUUUGGUCGUCGCCACUCAGUUCCGGUUCCGCUACAACCACUUCAAGCCUGACGAGAGCCAAGGGAAAGCGGAGGAGAUCCCUGCGGCGGACAGGAGCAGCUCCACCGAGUCCUCCGAGGGGACGCCCGCCGGCCCAGGCCGCUCGCCGGCCUUCAGCUUCUGGGCCCUGGUGCGGCUGCUGUGCGGCGUGCGCUACGGCUCUGUGCUCUUUGUCGCCUGGUUCAUGGGCUUCGGCUACGGCUUCGUGUUCACCUUCCUCUACUGGCACCUGGAGGACCUGAACGGGACCACCACCCUCUUCGGGGUCUGCUCCGUCCUGAGCCACGUGUCUGAGCUGACGGCCUAUUUCUUCAGCCACAAGCUCAUCGAGCUCAUCGGCCACAUCAGGGUUCUUUACAUUGGCCUGGCCUGCAACACGGCGCGCUAUAUUUACAUUUCCUAUCUGGAGAAUGCCUGGACUGUUCUCCCCAUGGAAGUUCUUCAAGGAGUGACACACGCGGCCAUCUGGGCAGCCUGCAUCUCUUACCUCAGCGCAGCUGUCCCCCCCGAGCUGAGGACCUCUGCUCAGGGCAUCCUGCAGGGCCUCCACCUGGGCUUGGGGAGAGGCUGUGGUGCUAUGAUCGGAGGCGUAUUAGUCAAUUACUUUGGGGCUGCCGCGACAUUUCGAGGAAUCGGCAUGGCCUGCCUGGUGAUCCUCCUACUUUUUGCCCUGAUCCAGUGGCUGGCAGUGCCGGAUGAGGAAGAAGACAAGACAAUGCUGGCAGAAAGGAUUCCCGUUCCCUCUAGUCCUGUUCCCAUAGCAACCAUCGACUUGGUACAGCAGCAGGUGGAGGACGUCCUGCCGCGCGUGGAGUCCAGACUUCCGCCCAAGAAGACCAAACACCAGGAAGAACAGGAGGAUGUGAACAAGCCGGCCUGGGGGGUCAGCUCCUCUCCCUGGGUGACCUUCGUCUACGCGCUCUACCAAAUUAAAGAGAUGGUGCAGCUGAUGAGAGACAGCCGCGCCCCCGAGAUACAGCCUCUGCAGGGGACCAGUGAGAAUCGGGAAAAUUCUCUAGCUGGUGGAGUCCGGCCUGUCCCACGUGAGACUCACUCUGACCCAUCUAGAAACCAGCCAUCCCCUCAAGCAGCAGCAUCUCAGACGCGGAGCGGCUCCACUCAUCUCACACCCUGCAUGGAACCGGGCUCCUCUGCCGGGACAGAGGGAGAGGCUCCCCGAACCUAAGACAUGCCUCAUCCUGAGAAGCAUAGCACUGUAUACGCUUCUAAAUACCUAAACUCAUCAACAUGGAAACACACACACACACACAGGCGCUACAGUACAUACUGGCAGGAACAGGUAAACUCCCAUAAUCCCGUGGGACUCGCAGAAGGGGAAUGGGAGUUCGGUGAAGACGUCCAGCUCCCCGGCUGUUCAGGUUCAGGACUAUAGGACUUCCUCGCCAGUGCAGUAAGGGUUGAAAGCAGCAGUUACACUAAGUGGAGGGAAAGGAAGUGUUUCAAGGUGAAUGCUGAUACAGUUUCCCUCUUCUGAUUAUUUAUUCUAAUUAUUUGGUUCUUAAUGCAAACUGGGAAGAAAUAAAAUAUGAUUUUGAAUCUCUUAAAGAGAACUGUUUCAAAAAUGACAUGACAUAUUUAAAAAAGUAGCCAGAUAAAAGUUACUAGCUUAUAUGCUUUUGUUUAAAAAAAAAAAAAAGGAAAAAGUUUCAUUAGAAACUUGGCAUAUCUCUAGCAAAUAUAUUUUUAUAUGUAUAUGGUAUAUAAUGAAAACAGUCAAUUCUUUGAGCAGCAAAAGCCGCAUUGACUACUGCAAACUAAGCUGAGCUUUAACAUGCCUUUUGUUUUAAAUGGGCUUUAAGACCAGAGGAGGAAAUACUUCAAAUCAACCAACCAAUUCAGUAUCCCGUGGCUUGACAGACAAGGGUUUACUAAUAUUAUUGAUACUGUAAAUAGCCUCUAUCACUAUCCAAUAAUUUUAUAGUGAUUUGGGCUCUAAGUAGCUGAUGGAAUUAAAAAAAAAAUCACUGAAUUCCUAAGGGUUUCUUUAAUUAAACAGUACUAUUUACAAAUAACAGUAUAAGAUUUAAGUGCCUGGGAGAGGGAUACAAUUUUUAAAAAUUACACAAUGGGUAAGUUUUUGUUUUGUUUUUGGUGAGGGGGAAAAGGUGGUGAAUAGGAAGCCGGGAAUGGGAAGGAUGAGAAUCAGUAACUGUACUAUCCGAUCACUGACAGAACAGAUCUCAGUAUGUUCUUUUCCAUGAAGACUCUGGCAGACCCUGGACAGAUCAGGGAGAGGGGUGCGGCUGUGAACAUCACAGCUACGUCAGAACAGGGCAGGGUGGCUCAUGGGAAAAGCUGCGGAUGGGAGGAAGCCUCGGGGGAGGGCUGCUGCUUUAGCUGAAUGAAGGUCAGCAAUGGUAUGUGUGAUAACUGAGUGAGCAGAGGAGGAAAGGACAGAACAGAGUUAAAAAUGAGCAACUCACCUCACCUCUUGACCCUGAUUAGACAGGAUGAGUUGCGAACUGAGGGCUUCUCCGUGACACCAUACUUCUGCCCAAUACUGCAACUGGGAGAAGAAAUUCUAUACUUGGGUGUCUAGCUUUGCCACAAAACACAGCUUAAAAAUAAAAUAACAGAAAGAAAUAGAAUUAAGCAAAUAGUUAUUUUUGCACUUGAACUGAAACGUACUGUACUGUAAAUUACCAUGACUCAUUUUAAGUGACCUUUAAAAUCAGAUGUAUUUAUUAUGCUUAUGUAAUUAUAGAAAUAAAGAAAUGGAUGACGGGCUGAACCUCACCUAUGAAUGUACAGUAUGUGGAUUUGUGAAACUGACUUUAGGAAGUCAAAAACUUAUACUGUGUCUUGUGUUUACAGUUCUGAUUUAUUCCUUUGAAAAGCCUGCUGUUUUGGAUAUGCACAGUUGACAUGUUGAAAUAAAAAUAUCAUUUUUAAAAAUUU
Messenger RNA from Lutra lutra (Eurasian river otter), 4522 nucleotides. RefSeq names its product major facilitator superfamily domain containing 6 (gene MFSD6). The coding region runs from base 405 to 2789 and encodes 794 amino acids. The record is from RefSeq and is a predicted model, not a curated record. Lineage: Eukaryota; Metazoa; Chordata; Mammalia; Carnivora; Mustelidae. Gene Ontology annotation, cellular component: plasma membrane. Gene Ontology annotation, biological process: antigen processing and presentation of exogenous peptide antigen via MHC class I. The transcript has 8 exons.